Messenger RNA from Aspergillus vadensis CBS 113365, 2023 nucleotides. RefSeq names its product homoserine O-acetyltransferase (gene met2). Gene Ontology annotation, biological process: L-homoserine metabolic process. Bases 1 to 1524 code for a protein of 507 amino acids. Gene Ontology annotation, molecular function: homoserine O-acetyltransferase activity. Lineage: Eukaryota; Fungi; Ascomycota; Eurotiomycetes; Eurotiales; Aspergillaceae. The record is from RefSeq and is a predicted model, not a curated record. The transcript is spliced from 2 exons.
AUGGUCGCCCAAGCUGCCGCCUCCGGGCAAUUCCGUCAGUUUCCCCCCUCUACCCCUCCCCCGCCUUUCCACAGUGAACAGCUACUAAAUCCCGUAGAGAGGGCUGAUUCCCAACCCGAAAACCCUUACUCGGCCCUUAUUACCGAUCAAUCGAUCGUCAUCAUCCCUUCUUUCACCCUUGAGUCUGGUGUUACCUUGCACAACGUUCCCGUGGCCUACACGACGAGAGGUCAACUCUCUCCCGAACGUGACAAUGCAUUGGUGAUCUGUCAUGCUCUCAGUGGUAGUGCGGAUGUCGCGGACUGGUGGGGUCCCCUGCUUGGUGGCCCCGGUCAAGCUUUCGAUACAUCGCGCUUCUUCGUCGUCUGCUUGAACAGUCUGGGUAGUCCGUACGGAAGUGCUAGCGCUGUGACCUACAAGGAUGGCGAUCCGUCCAAGGGCUUGUACGGUCCUGAGUUCCCUCUCACCACCGUCCGUGAUGAUGUAAAGAUUCACAAGAUGGUACUGGAUGACAUGGGCAUCCGUCAAAUAGCAGCCGUGGUGGGUGGCUCCAUGGGUGGUAUGCUUACUCUUGAGUACGCCUACUUUGGCAAGGACUAUGUUCGCGCGAUUGUUCCGAUCGCAACCUCUCCUCGUCAUUCGGCAUGGUGUAUCAGCUGGGGCGAAGCCCAACGGCAGAGCAUCUACAGCGAUCCCAAGUAUGAGGAUGGCUACUACCCGUUCGACGAUCCCCCGGCCACCGGUUUGGGUGCGGCGCGCAUGUCCGCCCUUCUCACCUACCGUAGCCGCAACUCUUUCGAGUCUCGCUUCGGCAGAAACGUGCCCGAUCCCUCCAAGCGGCAGACCAUCAAUGGCCAGGAAAGGUCGCCCACUCCCCCGAACGAGCACUGGGCUAUCCAUAACGACGGACACAAGAGUGGACGCAGCUCUCCCGGGCCGCAAUCCGAUGCUCAUCAGUCUGAAGUGCAGUUCCAAGACCCUCAGUUCUCCGGUGCCAAAACCUUCAGCAAAACCAUCGAGACCAACGGUUCCCAGAAGCGGCUCCCCACCUAUUUCUCGGCCCAGUCGUACCUUCGGUACCAGGGUGAGAAGUUCGUGAAACGUUUCGAUGCCAACUGCUACAUCGCCAUCACCCGCAAGCUGGACACGCACGAUGUGUCCCGACACCGGGCCAGUCCUUCCGCGGAGAACCCCGUCCGUGAAGCCCUGUCUCAGAUUGAGCAGCCUGCUCUGGUUCUAGGUAUCGAAUCCGAUGGACUGUUCACUUUCGAUGAACAGAAGGAGAUCGCUGCCGGCAUUCCGGAUUCCCGCCUGAAGCGGAUCGAGAGUCCCGAAGGUCACGAUGCCUUCCUCCUUCAGUUCGAACAGGUCAACCGCUACAUCCUCGAGUUCUUCCGCGAAGUCCUGCCGGACAUCAUGUCCAAGGAACCCGCCGAAGGAGUCGAGGCUGUGGACGGAGUCAACAAGCUAACCAAGAGCAGCACCUUCGGCGAAGCGGAAGUGGAAGAUAUCACCGCGUGGUAAACUGACCCCCAGAGUCCUAUUAGAUGUGGCGCAUUAGUUGCAGCCUUUUAUACUGCCUGAUGUACCGCGUGGGCAUGCCCCGGCCUUUCUCUCGGCCAGAGAGGACGCGCCGGCGGCUUCGGACCCCGCCAAGCUCAGGCGCCUUGGGGAAGUAGCGGUGCGGUCUUGUGAUUUAUUAUUCUUAGCCAGUCAGAGAGAUGAGCAUCCAACUGCCUCUCUCGUUUCCUCUACACAGGUAAGGCUGUAAAAGAAGCAUCCAACUGCUCUCCAUCAGAUAAGCCCUCACCGAGUGUUCUUUGCACACGUCAAGACACCGAGGGUGGUGGGCGACCUUCAUAAGAAAAGUGUUCGAUCGUACAUAGAUUCGUUAUGGUAAAUAGAAUUUUUGUCUUCAUCUCGUCUGUUGUCAUAGCACUGGCCACCCGUUAGAUACAGUGCCUAGCGGUGUGACCUUGUAAUUAAGGUCUCGUAUUCAAACACCUUUGUGAACUCAACUUUG